AUGGAGCCCCUCAUAGCUGUUGUUGGUGCCACUGGCACGGGGAAAUCAAAGCUCGCAGUUGACUUGGCUUCCCGCUUCAAUGGAGAAAUCAUCAAUGGGGAUGCGAUGCAAAUGUAUCGCGGCCUUCCCAUCAUCACCAACCAGAUUCCCGAAGAUGAACGGAAUGGUAUACCCCAUCACUUGAUCGGUUGUGUUGAUUUGAAAGAGGAGCCAUGGCGCAUUGGUAUAUUCAAAAAGGAAUGUCUGCGCCUGAUCAACGAGAUCCGCUCGCGGGGAAAACUGCCAAUCCUUGUGGGGGGAACACAUUACUACACGCAAGCGGUUCUAUUCAAGGACCAGACUGUUGCAAACGAGACUGAGAGUUCAGGCCAAGACGACCUUUUGGCAGAGGAAUCUCUAAGUUUGGAAUCGCUGUCAGACAAAUGGCCGAUUCUCAAUGCACCAUCAGACCAGGUUCUACAGAAGCUUAGAGAAGUAGAUCCCGUCAUGGCCGAUCGGUGGCAUCCAAAUGAGACCCGUAAAAUACGACGGUCUUUGGAGAUAUUUUUACAGACAGGAAGGCCGGCUUCCGAGAUUUACGAGGAACAAAAGCGUCAAAAAAGGAGUGGUAAUGAUUUAGAAUCAUCUUCGGGGCUACUUCGUUUUCCCACGGUCGUUUUCUGGGUCCACUCGGGAAAAGAGGUCCUAAAUUCUAGGUUGAAUACGCGUGUCGAAUCAAUGAUCGAUCAGGGUCUAUUGUUGGAAGCAGAGAGGAUGUCAAAUUAUCUUCAAGAGAGCAUAUCUCAAGGUAUAAAUAUUGAAAAAGACAAAGGCGUAUGGGUCUCUAUCGGGUUCAAAGAGCUUGCACCCUAUUUUGAAGCAGUGCGCGAGGGAUCAUUGACUGAAGAAGAAUUGGAAUCGCUCAAGAGAACCUGUGUUGAAUCCAUCAAGACAGGUACUCGUCAAUACGCUGUACAGCAGGUCAAAUGGAUCCGAAACAAGCUGUGGAGGGCCCUUGCAGAGGCCAAUAUGAAGAAUCGCCUCUACCUCCUCGAUAGCACCUACGUGGAAGAUUGGGGGAACAGUAUAGCCCAACCGUCCGAGCUUGUGGUCAAUGCGUUUCUUCGAGAAGAAUCUCUCCCAGAUCCCAGAUCGUUCUCAGAACUGGCAAAGAAGAUGUACGAAACUUUGGAAGCGCAGUCAUCAAGAAAGACGGAAGACGGAAUCACAAAAUGCAUUACUUGUGAUGUUUGCCAAAAGACCAUGACAAAUGAAGAGCAGUGGAAGGUUCACAUGACGAGUGCUCCUCACAAGCGGGCAUUGAGAACAGCAGCCAGGAAGGCCGAACGCGAUGAAUACUUCCGGCAGCAGGAGUUGCUCAAGAAAAAAGAUCAGCCUACUAUGUCAUGA
Molecule: messenger RNA, 1389 nt
Organism: Penicilliopsis zonata CBS 506.65
Lineage: Eukaryota; Fungi; Ascomycota; Eurotiomycetes; Eurotiales; Aspergillaceae
Exons: 2
Coding region: 1-1389 (462 amino acids)
Biological process (GO): tRNA modification
Cellular component (GO): mitochondrion
Molecular function (GO): tRNA dimethylallyltransferase activity; ATP binding
Source: RefSeq, a predicted model, not a curated record